Molecule: messenger RNA, 717 nt
Organism: Bipolaris sorokiniana ND90Pr
Lineage: Eukaryota; Fungi; Ascomycota; Dothideomycetes; Pleosporales; Pleosporaceae
Exons: 1
Coding region: 380-676 (98 amino acids)
Source: RefSeq, a predicted model, not a curated record
GUGAGAAGUCAGCAUACUUAGGGCGAAAGUAAGCGAGAUAAAUAAAAAAUGUCAAUCUCUGUAAUGUGAAUGAUUCCGCGGAAGGCCGUCCAGGCACCAUCAAUGAGGGGCAAGGCGGGAAGACGCAUAGAGUUUAUAGUUUAUAAUGAUGACAGUUAAGUUGAUUCCGUUCAAUGGAAAUUAUUGGGAACUCCCGGAGAAGUUGUCAUUCUUGGUUUUUGGCGCGAGCAAGCUCUCUUUUGCAAAUAGGGUUUAGGGAGAUGGAUGGAUGGGGGGAGGGGUGUGGAUAUGGAUAUGGAUUUCAGGGUAAGGAUUGCGAGCGGGAAGAGGGAACGGGGAGAGGGAUGGGAUAAGGAAUCGAUAUAUUAAGACCGGUGAGAUGGGUUCGGACGUGGGAAUUCGGACAAGGGACGUGAGAGGGUGUGAGAAGAUUGCGGGGAAGGAGGAGUUUGUUUGGUUUCUGUUUGUCUCUGGUGUGUGCGUGUAUGGGUGUAUGGGUGUUUGGAUCAUGUGGAUUACUUUUUGUGAAAGGGAUUCCUCUCACACGUCAAUAUGGCGUGUUGUAAAACGGCCGACUGAACGGACUACUACUCGGGGGAAUAUGUACAUGGGUGUUGGGAGGGGCCCAAAUCUCCACUUUGGAAUUAGGUCGACUUUGCUGCCUAUAUCGAAAUGAAGUUUUUUUUCUUCUUCCCUUACUAUUCGCGAAAAAAAAAG